Messenger RNA from Phoenix dactylifera (date palm), 3671 nucleotides. RefSeq lists its product as uncharacterized. Gene Ontology annotation, molecular function: transcription corepressor activity. The record is from RefSeq and is a predicted model, not a curated record. Gene Ontology annotation, cellular component: nucleus. Lineage: Eukaryota; Viridiplantae; Streptophyta; Magnoliopsida; Arecales; Arecaceae.
GCACAUAGACGAGUCUCUCUCGGGCCAUUCUUGAAGUCGUUUCCCGACCCCCAAGCUCUCGACCUCGAUCUCCUCCCCGCCCUACCAUCUCUCUCGCCCUACUGUCCGCGGUCCCUCUACCUCGUCCUCGCCACCGACGCCGCUGCCGGCGUCGUCUACCUCGUCUUCCAAAGACCCCCAAGUCAUCGCCGUCAAGGGCUUCAACCUCUCCUCCGCUGCCGCCGACAUCGCCGCCAUCUCGCCGUCCUCUACCUCGUCUUCCGAAGCUCCGCCGCCCUCCCGUCGCCGCCCGCGAUCGUCCCCAGAGUAUGAAUUCUGUUGAACUAGAAAAUGGUGAAGAAGAGACCGCGGAGACAUUUUCUGACCAGUUACAUUUUCUGGGUUCCCCUGGCAUGGAUGAUGUCGAUGAUGAACCACCAGUGUGCCCUCGCAUAGGGGAUCAGUACCAGGUGGAAAUCCCAACCAUCGCGACAGAAUUGGAACGCCUUCAACUAAGAUCCCACCAGAUUAAUACUGAGAACAUGCUUGAUGACAACUAUAUUUUUGGACUAGGAUUAGCCAUUCCAAUUAUGUGGAUUCACCAUACAGGUGAUCCCAUAAAAAAUGAACAGAAUGAAUUCCCUGCUUCCAAAAUUGGUGGUAAUGAAGCUGGGUUUGCGGACUUUGGAAGGGAUAAAGAAAGUCAGAUUGAUGCUACAUGCAGCAUAGUGGGUGAACUUCCAGCAGAAGAUUCAAGUUAUCAUGAUAUACAUCCUCAAGGCUCGGCAUGUAAAGUUGAGCUACUAAAUGACUUGGCAGAUCAGGGAAAAGAAUCUGGAGGUUUCACAAGCCAGGAAUGCAGGGCCGCAAAUGAUCAGAUGCAUACAGGUUCUCCGUGGCUCCAUCAGAGUAAAGCCAAAGUUUUCAGUCCAUUGCCUGGUUCACCGGCUCCCUCUUGGAGCAAUGCUGAGGAACAGAGUUUUCUCCUUGGUCUUUACAUUUUCGGAAAAAAUCUUCUUCAGGUGAAGAAAUUUAUGGAGAAUAAAAGGAUGGGAGAUAUAUUGUCCUACUACUAUGGAAAGUUUUAUAGGUCUGAUGUGUAUUGUAGAUGGUCAGAAUGUAAAAAGAUACGAAGUAGGAAGUGCAUACUUGGACAGCGCAUUUUCACAGGUUGGAGACAACAGGAACUACUGUCACGUGUGCUACCAACAGUGUCAAAGGAAGGUCAAGAUACUUUGCUGGAGGCCAUUAAGACAUUUAACGAGGGAACAGCUUCUCUUGAGGAAUUUGUCGUCACUUUAAAAGCUAUUGUUGGCAUGGAAGUUCUUGUAGAAGCUAUUGGAAUCGGCAAAGGGAAGCAUGACCUUACCGGCAUUGUAUUAGAUCCAGUUAGAACAAACCAUUCAGUUUCUAUCCGGCCUGAACUUCCAAUAGGCAAAGCAUGCUCCUCUCUCUCAUCUGGUGACAUAAUCAAGUUUCUGACAGGUGAUUUCAGGUUAAGCAAAGCAAGGUCGAAUGAUCUCUUCUGGGAAGCUGUCUGGCCUCGUUUGCUAGCAAGGGGUUGGCAUUCAGAGCAGCCUAAAGAUUGCUCAGUUGUCUCUAAGCAUGCAUUAGUAUUUCUCACCCCUGGUGUUAAGAAGUUCUCCAGAAAAAAACUUGUAAAAGGCCAUCACUAUUUUGAUUCUGUAAGUGAUGUCUUGAGCAAAGUCGCAUCAGACCCAAGGCUUCUUGAGUUAGAGGUCGAAGGAGCUGAAGAAAGCAGCAGUAUCAAGGAUGAAAAUGAAUGGGCUGCAGAUAACAAAUCAGACCAAAAUGGUCUGUCUGAGCAUCGACGUCACUGCUAUCUCCGUCCAAGGCUCCCAAAUUGCAGUUCGCAACUCAUGAAAUUUACUGUUGUGGAUACCAGUAUGGUUCAAGGGGAAGGACCCUUAAGAGUAAGAGAACUGAGGAGUUUACCUUCCCCUUAUGACCGUUCAUCUUAUUCAGGACAAACAGGAAGCAAUAGCUCAUCGGAGCAGUUGGACUCUGAUGAUAGCUCAUCAGAUGAUCAAGGAGAUUCUGAUCUGAAUAAGUCUCUUGACAAGAGAGUGGAACAAAGCCAGAGUUGCAUAAUUGAUGAAGGAACACAAUCUGGUCCAUCGGAUAAUAUGGUUACUGUUUCAAACAAAAGGCUACCAAUAAAUGGGCAUGUUUCCAAUGAUCAAUGUGCUAAUCUGACCAGUGAAAAGCCACGAAUGAAGGAUACAAAGUGUCAAUUCAGCCGCAGGGCAAAAUCUGGCCAACAAGAUUAUUUAGCCCCCAUGUCAAAACGGAAGAGGUUAACUGCCUGUAGGUGUGAACGAACUGGUCGCCGCACCUACUCUUUCCCAAAAGGCCAUCAACUGAAGAAAGAGGAAAUUCACCAUGAUUUGGAUUCAUUGAAAGCAAAUGAUACCACAAGUGCAGAGGUUGACCAGUCUCGAGGGAAGGUACCUAUGAACACUACAACUAAUCAUAGCCCAGAUGAGAACAGCAAGUAUGCUUUUAGUGGGGAGCAUUAUGCUACUAUUUCUGUAAGUGAGACCACAGUCAGUAAGGAAAAGCCUCAACCCCGCUCCUUCAUUGACUUAAACCUACCACAUAUUCCAACAGAUUAUGAGAUUGCUGAACCCUUCAGCACAGAGGUGGCGGGCAGCCAGGAUUAUCUGAACCCAGAGAAAGAGGGAUGCCUGCCAGAAACAAAGCAGCAAGAUAAUGGUUCCCAAGUAGUUGGGACAUCUAAUGUACUGCUUGAUGAGCAGCCUUCCAGGAACUCUAGGAGGCAAAGCACCAGGAACCGACCACCAACGACAAGAGCUUUAGAAGCUCUUGCAUGUGGAUUUCUAGGCACAAAGCGCAAGGGAAGGGACACAAGAGUCCCAUUGUCAGGUAACCUGACAAGAAGGCCAUCCCGGCGGGUACGCAGGACUGAAACCUCAGUACCUGUUCCUUCAUCUGGUGUCAGUGCAGUUAGUUCUGACAUCAAGGAGCCAAAUGCUGGACCAAAUGAAUGGCAUGGAAGCAAUACAAACGAUGAAAUCAUGCUUAAUGGUUCAUAUGUUGAAUCAGAAAGGAAAGCGACUCAUGAUUUGGUUGGGGUACCUUAAGCUGCCUACCUUUUGUUUCUUUGAAGAACUGGAAAUGCAGCACUGUGGUUUUUCUGAUGCUGUGCGGUCUCAAGGCACGAGAUCUACAUUCGUGGGGACCUGCACUUCACAGUGGCUGGGGAUUUUCCAGUUGUCUUAUGUUAACAAGGUCAUUUGGUAUGCUAUACUAGCUUUGCUCGUCCAAGUUAAUUGGAAGAUGAUUUCAGGGGGCAUUCGCAUGACACAUAAUCUCUGGACAGCAAAGGUCAGGGAGUUCGCAAAUGCGGCUCAUCAUUUGACAGAAACUUCAGCAUCCUCUUGGUCUGGUAACAUUUGCUGUCCAUAUUGGUUUAUUCAUCAUGAGAUUGAUAGAAUAAAUUGCAUGGAUGCAGUGGCUAAUCUGUCUAUACAAGGGAACGGCAGUACUCAGCUGAUUUCAAUUGAUUAUGUAGCAUUAAAUUCUUUUGGUUGUGCUUCUCACUGUACAAGUUUGUACUGAACUUAUACAAUCUUGUAGAAUUUUAAUGGCUAUAAUUGCUGAUGUUCUAUGGGGUCAUUGUUAUAUGAGAGAUGGAUAAUUUCUUUUUC